This is a messenger RNA of Solanum pennellii, 1369 nucleotides long. RefSeq names its product protein UPSTREAM OF FLC-like. The record is from RefSeq and is a predicted model, not a curated record. NCBI's taxonomy places the organism in Eukaryota, Viridiplantae, Streptophyta, Magnoliopsida, Solanales, Solanaceae. The coding region runs from base 335 to 1282 and encodes 315 amino acids. The transcript is spliced from 3 exons.
UAUUUCUUUCUUAAACUUUGUGCGCAAAGAGGAACUACCUCCAACGCCACACCAAAUCCAACCAAAUCCAACUCCCCUUUUUUAGGGCCCUCUACUCUUGAGAUUUUAUCAACUCUCUCUCUCGCGGAUUCAAAUUUAAUUUAUAAAAAAACCCGCCAAUUCUCAAUCUUUGUAUAUAUAUACAUAUAGAUUGCUUGUUCCCGCUAAACUACAAACAAAAAAUUCUCAUCGAACACAUCUUACAAUUUUCAAGAGCUCACUCAGAACACGCUGAGUUGAAAUCCCGUCCCAACUAAGAAUCAUUAUAGUUUCGAAAAAUUCAAUAAGUGAUCAAAUGACAGUAACAACGAACACGAAUGCUAGAAAAAGCACUGAGAAUUUGAUCCAGAAGAAAUGGAAUCACACUUCUCCAGAGAGAAACAUCAUUUGGAUUGAACCAAAACCUAACAAUAAGGCUUUAAAAAGUGUUCCUGUUAUCUAUUAUAUCUCUAGAAAUGGACAACUUGAGCACCCACAUUUCAUCGAAGUUCCCCUCUCUUUCUCUGAUGAAGGACUGUAUCUUCGAGAUGUGAUAAAUCGAUUGAAUUUUCUAAGAGGAAAAGGCAUGGGUUAUUUGUUCUCCUGGUCCUGCAAGCGGAGCUACAAAAAUGGAUAUGUUUGGCAUGAUUUAUCGGAGAACGAUUUGAUUCAUCCAACGAACGGUCAGGAUUACGUUCUCAAAGGAUCGGAGAUUCUAGAAACUUCAAUCAGUUCACGAUGUUGUGAGAUUUCGUUACCGGAAUUGCAGAAAUCACCUUCGUCGGAUGAAAAUCGUGAUUCUUCUUCUUCGUCGACUACGACGACGAGGAGGAGGAAUCAGUCGUGGAGUUCGUUUGAAAAUCCUCAGCAAGAGUACAGGUUAGUGUACAAGUGUGAAUCAGGCAGAGAAAUCGCCGGAAAAUUCAUGUCGGCGACGGCAGCAGCGGCGGAUGCGGCGACGCAGACGGAGGAGAAGCGGAGGAAGGAGGAGAAUAAGAUUACGGAGCUGAGUAGAGAAGAUUCGUCUCCGUCUCCACCACCGCCGUCGAUGUCUAGCUCCGAUGGAAUGGACGGUGGGGAUGGAUCGAAGAGAGUUAGUGUUGGAGAUCGAACGGCUGAGAUCGAGUUUAGUAGUGGUAGAAUGAGUGCUUCUCAAGUUGUGAUGCACCUUAUCACUUGUGGAUCUUCAACUUCAGCUGAUAAUUGCUCGACGGUAAAAUCAACGAAGAAGUCGCGGAGUAAGAACUUUCACUACGAUAUAUGAAGAAGUUCGAGUUUAAUAUCUAUUUAAAAAAAAUAAUUUUAUUUUUAUAUAAAUUAUAUAAUUUUUAUUGAAUUGAUUCGAUCUUAA